This is a messenger RNA of Suhomyces tanzawaensis NRRL Y-17324, 2026 nucleotides long. RefSeq lists its product as uncharacterized. Bases 17 to 1693 code for a protein of 558 amino acids. The transcript has a single exon. The record is from RefSeq and is a predicted model, not a curated record. NCBI's taxonomy places the organism in Eukaryota, Fungi, Ascomycota, Pichiomycetes, Serinales, Debaryomycetaceae.
GUAUAACUGCCACUAUAUGACAAACACAUUCGCCGUGGAUCCUCCACAACCCCAAAGGGUGACAUACGAGCCCCCACGAGAUCCGAUGUCGCUCUCACAGGCCUCACGGCCGUCUCCACAAGCGGAUUCAUUCUCAGACCAUUUGAGACUAAGAAGUAUUCCAGUACGACAAGAGGGACCAUCGUUGUCCAGAGCUGGUUCCCGCUAUCAAACAAGUACAUUUCAUGGAACCAAGACGAGCACCACUGUGAUGGGAAUUUGGACCGGUUCCGAUAGUAAGAGAAUCUUCAACAUCCCUAAACGAGUCUUCCAAUGGAUCUAUUCCAUAUCUUUGGCGCUUUUGGUGAUCAUCAUGUUAUCAUUUGUGGCAGUCACUCCCAUAGAUGUGAUUGUGCAGACCACUGCAAGCUCUUCUCCAGCGGUAAAGGUGUUUAUUGUGAUCAUCGUGUGUGUUGUGUUCUUGGUAGCAUCCAUGUUUUGGUACUUUGUGCGGAUUUUCCAUGUCAGGAUGGCGUUGAACGAUAUUCCCAGCAAGUCUGUAUACGUGCCAUUCCAAGGAGAUUUGCCGAAAGAUGCUGUGAAAAUGAUUGACGAUAAUCUUCGUCGUUGCAUAGGUGAGAUAAAAUUACGGGCUGGCCCGUUGUAUAAUGAAGAUGUGAUUCUUAAUCAUCCAGGAAUGGCUCCCCCGGAGUACAUUCAAAGAAGAAACAGGAAAAGGUUGGAGAGGAAGACUCUAUUCACCACCGAGAAGCAAACUAAUAACCACGGAACCUCUCUUCCUCCAAAGUCCAAUUAUCAAGACAUCAUACGAAGCAUCGGUGACAAGUUCAUGCAUGGAGGUGGACGGGUUUUGACCGAGGUAGAAAUCCCCCAUAAUUUUUCAAUGAGAGAAAUCGUCAUUUAUUUAGCACGCAUUUACAUGGAUCCCGAAAACAUGGAAAACCAAGACUCCGAUUUUGUCAGGCCGAACUUGAAGAGAACCAUCGAAUUAUAUGAAAAGUUUCGGUUUGGUCCCGAUUUAAUCAAAGAACCCGAGUUAUGGGAGUUCAUGAUCAAUUUUGAUAGAUUGGCCCGGGUAUGCCUGAGUGAUUAUCACGAGAGAAUCAAGAAAACCCGCCCAGGACGUUCGAAGGUAGACCAGACUCAAGAAGUGAUAGAGCAGUCAAUGAAGGGUCAAGCAUACGUUGGUAGGAGUGAUGCUUCUGCGGCGCACCCAUUCUUUUAUGACGAGGAUGACAGUGGAUACAACACUGAUGCUGGGGAGAAUUAUCAGGGCAAUAGAGAUGAUUCCAGCACGUUGGAAUCCGUAAUUAAUCCAAACGAAAGGGCAAAGAACUACUCUGCCAACAACCUUACAGUUGACGGCUGGAAUCAGAGAGAUAAUACCAGUUUCAUUAGUGGCACCAGUCGCACUAGCGGUCGGGUGCUGAUCAAGGACAAGUUGGCAAUAAGAAGAGACUCCUCUUCCAAAAGACUUACCAGGCUGGGAUUGCUGCACGUGCAGCUUUCAUUUGAUGGAGACUUGGAAUCGGUAAAGAGGAGAAACAGUGGCUAUAUCACCGACAACGAAGAGGGAGAAGAGGGCGAGGAGAAGAACGAGCGAGUGUUUGGAAGUCCAGAGAUAGAAGAUGACGAUGAAGACGACGACGAAUUGGAUAUCUACAACUUUCGGUUCCGAGGCCGUGGCGGAUGACACUUCUAAUUGCACACCCAUGAUUUAAUUAUACACACCUUGCAUGUUGGGUCUAAUUUCGGGCCCCAAAAACCUAACUAAUAAUACAUACCCCAUAAUUAAUCAAAUUUUAUUGGAUCGUGGAAGUUCCUCUUCGUGGGAUACUGUUUUAGCGAUCUCAGGGAGACCACCAUGCCAGAAGCAUUCCAAAAUGGGGGGAAAAUUUUUUGGAAUCUUAAACACGAUAACUCUUUUCGGUGCAACCGAAUUUAGUCGAAAAUCAAUACGUUUUGCUUCAAUAAAUAUUUUCUGUUGCAUGUAUCCCAAUAUAGAUCAAGUUUUUGCUUGAAUAGA